Messenger RNA from Plasmodium inui San Antonio 1, 4245 nucleotides. RefSeq lists its product as hypothetical. Lineage: Eukaryota; Apicomplexa; Aconoidasida; Haemosporida; Plasmodiidae. The record is from RefSeq and is a predicted model, not a curated record. The coding region runs from base 1 to 4245 and encodes 1414 amino acids. The transcript has a single exon.
AUGAAUAAUGAACGCAGAAACACGGUGUACAAGGGAAGAGGGUUCAUCCUGAAGACAGCAAACAAAGAGUACUUAGAAAGCAGGAACAGAAGAAAGACAAAAAAUACCCUCAAUGAUAGGAGAAAAAAUAUUUUUAAUAAAUACAACCCAGUGGUAUUACCCCUAUUAGGAAAUUACAAAGGUAGGAAAGGUGAGCAAUCGGGGAACAACGACAUCAACCUGCUGAACGAGAGCGAAAUAAAUAGCUUCUUGAUGAGGAACAAAGCGUUUCGCCUCACAUGGUCUUGCAUUAUAGAUAAAAUACAGAAAGAAAUAGACAUCCAGAUCUCCAAAAAUCUGAGUAAUGUGUUUGAGGAAAUAUACGCUUACUCAGUUUCGAACCAUGAGUUUCUUCCGCUGAUUUUGAUGACGGCGGGGACGAAUGUAGCGGACCACGAGAUAAUCAUCGAUGCGAUUUCGUACGAGUUGAAGAAAUGGAAUUACAACAAGGGGCGCAGACGUGGGGGAGGCGGAGGAAUACACAGGGGAGGAACCCUUAACGGGGAAAGCGUCCAUCCCGCCACUAACGCCACUACCGCCGUUCCAGGUGGUCCCCACCAUGGGCUCACCAUUUUGAAGACUCUCAACGGAGGAGACGAUGUAUGCGGCGAAUCGGACAUGAGCAGCGGAGGGGGAAACAUACACCCCUCGGAGGAGGAGCAGAAUGAAGAGCAGCAGCAGCAGAAUGAGGCACAAAUGAAAAGGGAUCACUCGUGGGUGAGUGCACAGAAGGGGGCAGAGGUGGAAGGACAAAGUAGGGAAAAGAAGAGGCGUCUAAAUGGAAGCUUCGACGAGGUUACUCUGAACCAAUUCGAAUCGUAUGAUGAGAGUGACGUGUAUUUGUGCUCUCUCAAUUCAAGUACGUCGAAGAAUGUGAACGCGGCUAUUUACAAUAUAUACAGUCAGCUCUACAGGGAGUACAAGACGAGGGCGUUUUUGGCUAAAUACAGACACAAGAGCGGACAAAAUGGAGAGAAGCAUUACCCUGGUGAAAUUCGAGUCAGUCCAAGAAGGAUGGGAAGUAACGAUUCGGAGGUUAGUCCUCGAAAUGGAAAAGGGAGGGACAUUUCCUCUUGCCCUUUUAUUCCCAAUGGAGAGGGUCACUCCAGGUAUUACAAAGUGAGUAAAAAUAUGGUGAGCAUAGACAAGCUGAUAGAACUGUAUUGGCAGAUGAGCGAAAUUGAGAAGAAAAGGGAAGCAGGGAAAGACACGGUGAAGACUACUUCUUGGUCGAUGGACUUGUCUGACUUAUAUAGCCAAAUGAGGGAUCAAGACGACCCUUUUUUGCAAACACAUGCAGAAAUGGAACUAUAUAGUAAACAAAAUGACUACAUGGAUGAUGGGAGGAAAAAAAUUCGAGUGAUCAUUCUGAUUCACGACUGUGAAUAUUUCAAUAUAAACGUACUGAAUGGCAUUUUAAAUGUGUUAAUAAAUUUACGGAUAGAAAACAGAUUAUGUCUUAGUGUUAUCCUAGGAGUGUCGACUCCUUCGUUUUUCUUCAGCAGAAUUACAACUCCAGACACGCAGAGUAAGCUGCGCAUUAAGACCAUCGACAUUUUGAAUAAUAAAGUCAUCUGUGAGAGGGUGUGUGAUGAUCUUCUGUUCGGAGACACCUUGCCAUUUAUCGUAACCUUUCGAACAAUCCAUGCGAUAAAGCUGCUGCUGCAUAAGAACAACCAGUCGAUUAGCCACUUGGUGCACAUUCUGUACAUCCUGACGAAGGAGUUUUAUGACAACAAUUUGUUUUCCUUCCUAUCCCUCCCGAUGGGGUACUACUUGGGGGGGGGGCUCGGCAGCGGAUUCGGGAGCGACUUCGGGAGUGGCCUCUGCGUGGACGAGGCCGCUAUGGAGUACUCCCCGUACACCUUCGUGCGAUCGAAUCAGAAGUCAUUCAGCGAUUACUCCAAAUUUGACAUGAGGGCCCUCCACAGGAAGAUCAUCUGCCUCUGCUAUUCGGCCAACAUCUACUACGCCCACUUGUCCUUCCUGAAACGGAAGUACUCUUCCAUCCUUGUGCAAAACUAUUUCACCCUACAUGGGAAGGAUUCCAUAGUACAAACCCCGACCAAUUCGGACACGGAGAUGGAUAGCUUCACGCUGAAGAGGAAGCCCAACCGGGCCAGUGUCUCUCACGCGAAUGAGAAGAGGAAAAGUGUGAAAGGUGAGCUUCAUAGGGGAGGUACCCAACCGGGGGGUGGCGAUGCCACCGCUGCAGAGGGAAAAGCGGCGGAGGAGCACCCCUCCAGUGCGCAUCAACAUGCGUGGGAGAAGCAGACCAAGUGGGAGAAUGACAACUCCUUGGAGACGUCCCAAUCUGACUGCGCACAGGGGAGAAGGAAAAAAAAUCUGGAUAGAAGCCUCCUCGCGUGGAAGUUCAAGGCCAGCACGAUAAACUGGUGGUUUGACCACCCCUUCAAGGAUCUAGUCUAUUCAUACAAAGAUGAGAAAUUAAGGAGCACUCUGAAGAGCGAAAUUGACGCGCUACUGGACAGUACAGAAGAGAAAAGCGUGAGCAAUCUUCACGAUGUGGAUAGCGUGCAGGAGAUAAACAAAUACCUUUGUGAGGUGGCCUUGCCUAGAGCUGUCCUUCAGCUCAUAGAGAGGAAAUACGCCUUCAACAUUGCGAUAAAUCUGAUAGACAUCAUUAUUAAGUGUAAAAAUGAAUACAGAAAUUCAAUAAAACGGGUCGAUUAUUUUAGGACACUUUUCCUCAACUUCGAGAAAGUAAAGUGGAAAGAUAAUAGGAGCAUCCUCUACAUAGAGGAGAUUUACAAAGUAGUCGAAAAUGAUGUAAAAAAGUGUGUAAGCUUUCUAAUCGAUAUUGUCACUCCAUAUUGCUUCAAGAACCAGGAAGUGCUGCUAGCCAUGCUUAAGGAAUUUAAGAGUUACUACACGAGGGUAUAUCCCCUUGUGUAUAACUUAGAGGACUAUUUAUUUUUACUGAAGGAGAAAGAGAAGGAGAAGGACCUCUUCAUCAAUGAUGACUUCGCUAAGUUCUCAUCCGAGGGGUACUCCUUUUCCUUUUCUGUGUACUACUCCUUAUUAUUUAAGCUGGACGAUUUGAUAGAAAUGGUGCGGACAUUUCUGUGUCAACAGAGGGGGAGUAACCAGCGGGUCAACAGCCAAAGUGGAAGCACCAGUGCUGCCACCGCCGCUGAUCAUCCCGACGGGGAAGAAUACUCCCCCUUGAUGGGGCACCGACAAAAAGUCCUACCUGAGAAGAAAAAGGCCUACAAAAGAUAUCUCACCAUCCAGAAUAGCAGUUUGAAGGGAGCAUUGACAAACGAGACAGAUAGGACAGUGAACGUAGAAGAUAUGUCAAAUUCGAUAAACCUGUUUCUACAUGAAUACCUGAACAUGCUUCUCCUACCUCCUCUGUAUUGCCACCCUCUGGCAUACGAAAUGGUAAUGCAUAAGCCGGAUAAAGAGUUCACAGAUCUCAUGACUAGAGACAUAAAGACGGAGCUGCUGCAGACCCUAUGCUACACCAAUCCGUACAAGACGGGCAGCCUCAUCUGCUCGUGCUGCUCCUUCCCGGAGAAUAAAGCCAACACGGAAAUGAGCACCAACAUAGUGGGGGACGGCAAGGUCUACCUUAACCCCUACUACGACAACGUUUCAACACUGGAAGAUUUGAUAAACGUGUACAGGAUUUACGAGCGCUGCAACAAGACGCUGGAUCUCUACAACUUCUUCAUCCUCUUCGUGAACGUCAAGGUGGACGGCACCGCGGAGGGGGUGGCUCCGUCCGUGGCAUCGGCGGGGGCAUCGGCGGGGGCACUGUCAGGGGCCGCUUCUCCGACCGCCACGCCUGUCUGCACGCACAUGCUGCAGGAGUACUACCUUAAGUUCAUCAUCGCCGUGAACACCUUCUGCUCGUUUCUUAAAAUCCUAAAGCCCCCCAACGUGUCUGCCCUGCUCAAAUACACAGAAAAGUGCGACAACGUUUCGGAUGAUGAGGCGGACGAGGACGGGAGAGGCGGCACGCACGGCGGAGACGAAUCGAUCGGCAAGUUCCUCUCGGACAUUAGGAAGACCCUACAAGGGUGCACGAGCAAGAAGUUGCUAUUCGGGAAGCUCUACUACAAUCGGACCAUCAUAUCGCGCGAGAUGCACUUGCAGAGGCUCCUGAUGCAGUACAAUGCGGACUUCCACGCCGAGCUGCACGGUGCGAAGGAGCCCUCCAGCAAGACUGCGCGGGUUUGA